CAAAGCCAUCGCUAACGACAGCUUCUCUUUGCACAACAUACAUACCCUUUCGCCAUGUCCGGCCUUCCGCGACCUGGCGCGCCGCCGACAAAGCGCACAACCACAUCAAUGCGUCCUCCCUCAAUGCGACCGACUUCUAGUCUUGCGCGAGGCCGUUCCGCUACGCCUGCGCACAACGGCCGCUCUUCUCGAGAAGAAUCAGUAGCUUCCACAAGGACACGGGCCUCACCGCCGUCCGGAAUCAAGCGGAAGCAGCGGGAAUAUGAGCAUGACGGCGAGGAGACCAACAUCAAUGUUGUCGUCCGAUGUCGCGGCCGCAACGACCGAGAAGUCAAGGAAAACAGCGGCGUUGUUGUUUCCACCGAUGGAAUCAAAGGGACGACGGUGCAGCUCUCCAUGGGUCCCAAUGCGCUGAGCAACAAGACCUAUCAGUUCGACAAGGUCUUUUCGCCGGCCGCAGACCAGAACAUGGUCUUUGACGAAGUGGUGUCUCCCAUCUUGGACGAGGUCCUCGGUGGCUUCAACUGCACCAUAUUCGCCUACGGCCAGACCGGUACCGGGAAGACAUAUACCAUGUCCGGCGACAUCUCCAAAAUUCUCCCUCUCCCAGAUGCCGCAGGUAUCAUCCCGCGCGUUCUGGAUGACCUUUUCAAGAAACUCGAGACGGAAGAGACCGAAAACUCUGUCAAAUGCUCGUUCAUAGAGCUGUACAACGAAGAGCUACGGGACCUGUUGUCUGCCGAUGACACAGCCAAGCUAAAGAUCUUUGACGACAAUAACAAGAAAGGCCACAGCACUACGCUGGUCCAGGGUAUGGAGGAAUGCCAUUUGAAGAGCGCCACACAAGGCAUAGAGCUGCUGCGCACGGGCAGCCACAGGCGCCAGGUCGCUGCGACCAAGUGCAACGACCUCAGCUCUCGUAGUCAUACCGUGUUCACAAUCACAGUCUACAUGAAGCGAACGACAGAAGAUGGGCUGGAAUACUUGAGAGCCGGAAAGCUUAACCUUGUCGAUCUCGCGGGAAGUGAGAAUAUCCAACGCAGCGGUGCCGAAAACAAGCGCGCUGCUGAGGCCGGACUUAUCAACAAGAGCUUGCUGACCCUCGGUCGCGUUAUCAACGCGCUCGUGGAACGAAGCUUGCACAUCCCAUAUCGCGAAUCGAAACUGACUCGGCUGCUACAAGACUCCUUGGGUGGUCGGACGAAGACAUGCAUCAUUGCCACGUUGUCACCAGCGAAGAGCAACCUGGAGGAGACGAUUUCCACAUUAGAUUACGCUUUCCGCGCAAAGAACAUCCGCAACAAGCCUCAGAUGAACCAGCUCAUGUCCAAGAAGACUCUACUGAGAGAGUUCACCGCGGAGAUUGAAAAGCUCAAGAGCGAGUUGAUCGCGACACGGCAGCGAAACGGCGUGUAUCUCACCCAAGAGAAUUACGAGGAGAUCACCACCGUCAGCGAGUCCAGGCGGAUCCUUAGUGAGGAACAGCGCGACAAGAUCGAGACGAUGGAAGUCAAUCUCCGUAAUAAGGUCGAGGAGCUUUUCAACUUGACUACCAACUUCCAGAACCUCAAGAAAGACAACGAGCAGACCAGGCUCAACCUAGAGGGUACCAAGAGCAUCCUAGAGAAGACCGAAAUCGUGUUGGCAAAUACGCGCCAGAACCUUGCCGAAGAAACGGAGUUGCGGAAGGCUCACGAGAAGACUGAGGGUGAACUCGCCGGCAUUGGAUACAACAUGAUCUCUACGCUUGGGAAGACCACUUCGGACAUUGAUGGCCUGAGAUCGAAGAUUCGCCGCAAGUCGGACCUCCAGUCACAAAAUCGGCAGCAUUGGGUAGCGUCACAAGCCCAAGUCUCAGACACGACCCAUCUCGUUGAGACCCGAAUAGAGCAAUUCCAGGCUCAACAGGAGCAAAUGAUGAGUAGUCUUUCCACGCGAAUGCAGGCUUUCGUUACGGAUGAACUUGAUAAGCUUGGCGCUUCCCAGACUUUCUUACAAGGGAAGAUGAAAGCUUUCGAGACCUCAGAGCAGGAAGUCAACGCCCAAACUGCCAAGGCUCGCGACGAUAUGAACGACGUUUUAGAGGAGAUAAAAUCCUUGAGGGAUGAUGUGAAGCAGAAAGUUGGAGCGGGGCUGAAUGAACUCUCUGCUGCUGCUGAGAAGAUUUCAGCCAAUAUAAUCACCGAGUUGGACGCUUUCCACACUCAGCUUCAUUCCUCAUAUGCGUCCCUUGGGCGGGAGUUCAAGAACACAUUUGACGAGCUUGUCAAGAAUCUCAACGAGCAACAGGCCGAGAAUGAGCGUCUGCAUCAGCAGGUGCUCGAUGCCAAUGGAGCGCUUGUUCAAGCCAACAAAACGUCGCAGGGUCGACUCAUCCAGGUCGUUGACGAGGAGAAGCAGAAGUCAGCAGAGGAGCGCCAGCAGCUUCUGGCACAAAUCACUUCGCUCAUCAACUCGACCGCUGAAGCCCAGGACAAGAGGAUGAACGAGAAAGUGUCAAGCGUUUGCAAGGAGAUUGGUGUUGCGAACGCGGCAUUCGAGACCAAGCAGGGCACCUAUAACGACGGUAUCAACGCUUGGUCGGACAGAUCCACCGAGAUUUUGGCAGGCAUUUCGAAGUCUCGCGAUGGUGUCAAGUCAAGGAUCAAAUCAGACUUCGCAGCUGCGACUCAACAUUCUACUUCGAUCAAGAACACUACAACAUCUGUGCAUGCUACUACAGUCAAUAUUGUGGAAGCGCAGAUGGAGCAAAUGGAUAUGCAGCUACGCUCCCUCGAUGAUAUUAUGUCUCGCGUCCGCGCCCAGAACGAUGCCCACCACACAGCUCAUACAUCCUCGCUGAGCGCCCUUUCGUCCACAGUUCAAUCCUCCUACUCAAGUAUUGGCGACCACUUAUCGACAUCCUUUGCUCGCGUGCAGUCGCUUGAAUCCGAUGUGUCCGCCCAGACAACCGCCCUCAAGGAGACUCUUCCCGCUCUUGCAGAAGACGCGUCUAUUCGUGCCCCUCUCCACGAGCUUCGCGAGGCGAUUGGAAGUCAGAAUCUGAUCGAGUACAACCCAACAGGGGAGACACCUCAGCGCGUUGCCUACACCAUUCCAGAAAAGCUCCCACGGACUGAGGCUCAUGAAGCUGUUCUCCCGCGCUUCCGCGACCGCCCGGCGUCCUCAGAUGCAACCCGCAGCCCCUCCAAAGGUCUCGUCUUCAACGACGCUACGCAAACCACCUCGACGCUCGACGACUUUUUCUCCUCCACCAUAGGCAAACCCAACUUCUCCCGCUCAAUGAGCGCGCAUGCUACCUCUACCAUCCCUCUCGGUGCCUCUCUCCGCGAGCUAGACGUUAAUGUCGUCUCUCAGGAGAACCACACCCAGCCUCUGCCCAUCGUCUCCCGGUCCGACACCAUGGUCAUGGCUGGACCGCCGCUUAAGAAGCAGCGUGGCGAAGACGGGUCGAAGUUGCCGAUGAAGAAGAUGGGACGGAAAACGGUGGGUGGUGAGGGUAAAGCCGACAGAGAGAACUUGACUAUUACGAGCUUCAGUUCGAGCAUCGGGCCCGGGGUCUCUGGAGGGAGGAAACUGAGGAGCCAUGGGAGUAAUUAGGUUGGGUGGUGUUGCGUGCAUGACGUUGUGCUAAUGUACAUUAGGCGGCAAUGUCCUGUAUGAUUACCUGGUCGGGCGGUUCGGUGCGGGAAAGGAGAAUAUGAAUGGCGUUGGGCGUUGACGGAGGGAGUAGACAGCGCCAUAUUUCCCCGGUCUAUAGGAGUGUUGGACUGCUUGGGCGUUUUAGGAUAUCACAGGCUUGAUCAGGGCUAUGAGGUGUAAUCGACGGGUUUUCUUGUUCUUCCAACUCUGCUUGUGUGCAAUGCUCUAUUCUGACUAUGCUAAGGGAGUCGUGAUUUGCUUCUAGGUACUAUCGAAAGACUAAAGCCUCCAGG
Messenger RNA from Trematosphaeria pertusa, 3935 nucleotides. Its product is annotated as kinesin-domain-containing protein. Lineage: Eukaryota; Fungi; Ascomycota; Dothideomycetes; Pleosporales; Trematosphaeriaceae. The transcript is spliced from 4 exons. Gene Ontology annotation, molecular function: microtubule binding; plus-end-directed microtubule motor activity; ATP binding. Gene Ontology annotation, cellular component: nucleus; spindle microtubule. The record is from RefSeq and is a predicted model, not a curated record. Gene Ontology annotation, biological process: microtubule-based movement; mitotic spindle assembly. Bases 55 to 3600 code for a protein of 1181 amino acids.